GCCCUCUUCCGGUGCCCUCGGCCCGCCCGUCAGCCUGUCAGGCAGCCGUCGCCGGGCGAGGGCGGCGGAGGGAGCUGCGGGCGCCGCUGCUCGGGGGAUGCGGCGGCGGAGGCGGCGCUGCUGCUGCUUCUGUUGCGGCGGAGGCGGAGGAGGGAGGCGGCUGCUGCUGCUGGUGCUGCGCUAGGAGGAGGCGGCGGCGAUGUUCGUGCAGGAGGAGAAGAUCUUCGCGGCGAAGGUGCUGCGGCUCCGCGUCUGCGCCCUGGACGGCGCCGAGUGGCUGGAGGAGGUGUCCGAGGACACGCCGGUGGAGCGCCUGAAGGAGCGCUGCCUCAAGCGCUUUGUACCUGGGAGCCUAGAGGAUCCAAAAAGCAUCACCCACCAUAAACUGAUCCACGCGGCUUCUGAGAAGGUGCUGGCAGACACGAAGACUGUCUUGGAGGAGAACAUUCAAGACCGAGAUGUCUUGGUGCUGAUAAAGAAGAGGGCACCCCCUGCCCCUCCGAAAAUGGCAGAUGUUUCUGCAGAGGAAAAGCGGAAGCAGGAGCAAAAAGCUCCUGAUAAGGAGGCGAUUCUGAAGGCAACGGCCAGCCUGCCCUCCCACAGCGUGGACCGCAGCGUGUCUCACCACAGCAUGAGGGAUUUUCAGACCGAACUCCGGAAGAUCCUGGUCUCCCUCAUAGAAGUGGCCCAGAAACUUUUAGCACUGAAUCCGGAUGCCGUAGAACUGUUUAAGAAGGCGAAUGCCAUGUUGGAUGAGGAUGAGGAUGACCGAGUGGAUGAAAUCGCCUUGCGCCAGCUGACGGAAAUGGGUUUUCCUGAGAGCAGAGCUGUCAAAGCCCUUCGUUUGAACCACAUGUCUGUGACUCAGGCCAUGGAGUGGCUGAUUGAGCAUGCAGACGACCCCACCGUGGAUGCGCCCCUGCCCGGCCAGCUUCUGCUGGAAAACUCUGCAGAAGUGGGGACCUCCUCCACCACCACCACCACCGCCAAGGCUGUUGCUGGGGCCAGCCUGGAAGCCAGCGGAGAGGAGCCGAAGGACGAGCUGACGGAAAUCUUCAAGAAGAUACGCAGGAAAAGAGAGUUCCGCCCUGAUCCACGGGCGGUCAUUGCCUUGAUGGAGAUGGGAUUUGAUGAGAGGGAGGUGGUGGAUGCACUCCGAGUGAACAACAACCAGCAGAACGCAGCGUGUGAGUGGCUGCUGGGAGACCGGAAGCCCACCCCAGAGGAUUUAGACAAGGGCAUUGACCCUUCCAGCCCUCUCUUCCAGGCCAUCCUAGAAAACCCCGUGGUACAGUUGGGACUAACCAACCCGAAAACGCUACUUGCCUUUGAAGAUAUGCUUGAAAACCCUUUGAACAGCACUCAGUGGAUGAACGAUCCAGAGACGGGGCCUGUAAUGCUGCAAAUUUCCCGAAUCUUCCAGACACUGAACCGCACAUAGACAGGGCAAACCAAUCCACCGUGCCAUUUUGGACUCUCUUCUUGACUUUGCAUUUCCUGAGCAACAGGAGGCACCAAUUGUUGAGUGGGGGAGAGGAAAGAGAGAGAGGUUUUUCUCCUUUGCAUUUUCUAUAGGUGUGUUGCAAACUAAGAAGUUUCUAGUUUUGGCUUACAUGCUGUGUGAGUUUGGUGUGGGUGCGAGAGGGCCCGCCUGAAGGCUUUGGGUGGGGGGAGUUUGUUUUACCAGUGAUAGAAUCAAAAACUGAUAAAGGCUUUUACAAUGGUCUGAAAAUCUGCUUAUUGGUGAAAUGACAACAUGGGUUAUGUAUUCAGUGUUCAGGAUAAAGUACAAAGAUCUGCGAUGACUUGGCAGCAGCUCGCAAGAGUUCCCAUGCAGCCAUUGACAAUGUGCUAAUCAGAAUGUGCACUUCUACUCAUUAAGUUAUGUCUGUGCCGAAAUACAGAAAGCCUUUUAAGCUG
Molecule: messenger RNA, 1920 nt
Organism: Hemicordylus capensis (graceful crag lizard)
Lineage: Eukaryota; Metazoa; Chordata; Lepidosauria; Squamata; Cordylidae
Gene: UBAC1
Product: UBA domain containing 1
Exons: 10
Coding region: 200-1441 (413 amino acids)
Molecular function (GO): protein binding
Source: RefSeq, a predicted model, not a curated record